CAUUGCGGGAGCUCAGUUUCUAGGUGUCUAGCAACAGCUUUCAGCCCAGACAGCUGGCGGCGGCAACUGGAAGGCUAUUUUAUAACAUUAUUCGCUGCUGCUUGUUCAUAUUUAUUAGUCACUAAGCUGAAAACAGUGGGGAAAAUAACUCUGACCUCUGCUCAGAGAUAUGAGCGGCAGCGGGCGGCCCAGGACCAGCUCGUUUGCUGAGCCGCCAGGUGUUCCAGGAGCCCUUGCAGCCUCCGCCGGAUCAGCCGCUGCCGUGGGGAGCAGCACAGGAAAGUCCGGGGUCCCGCAGGCCUCCGGCAGCAGCUCGUCGGGAUGCUCGAACCUUAAGCUUUCCAGAGACAUUGGGAAGGUGACGACGGUUGUAGCAACGCCGGGUCAGGGUCCAGAUCGCCCACAGGAAGUCUCCUACACCGACAUCAAGGUUAUUGGGAAUGGAUCAUUUGGCGUCGUGUACCAGGCCCGGCUCAUCGACAGCCAGGAGAUGGUGGCCAUUAAGAAAGUUCUGCAGGAUAAGAGGUUUAAGAACCGGGAGUUACAGAUCAUGAGGAAGCUGGAUCACUGCAACAUCGUCCGUCUGCGAUAUUUCUUCUACUCCAGCGGCGAGAAGAAAGACGAGGUUUACCUCAACCUGGUGCUGGAUUUUGUCCCUGAGACGGUCUACCGGGUUGCCCGGCACUUCAACAAAACCAAGAGCAUCAUUCCCAUCAUUUAUGUGAAGGUCUACAUGUACCAGCUGUUUCGCAGCCUGGCCUACAUCCAUUCGCAGGGCGUUUGCCAUCGAGACAUCAAGCCACAGAACCUCCUGGUCGACCCGGAAACCGCCGUCCUCAAGCUGUGCGACUUCGGCAGUGCCAAACAGCUGAUUCGCGGCGAGCCCAACGUGUCAUACAUCUGCUCGCGGUACUACCGCGCCCCGGAGCUCAUCUUCGGCGCCACCGACUACACGGCGAACAUCGACAUCUGGUCAGCCGGCUGCGUGCUGGCGGAGCUGCUGCUGGGUCAGCCCAUAUUCCCCGGGGACAGCGGCGUCGACCAGCUGGUGGAGAUCAUCAAGGUGCUGGGAACGCCAACGAGGGAACAGAUACGAGAGAUGAACCCAAACUACACAGAGUUCAAGUUCCCACAGAUCAAAGCUCAUCCAUGGACCAAGGUGUUUAAACCCCGUACCUCUCCGGAGGCCAUCACCCUCUGCUCCCGGCUGCUGGAGUACACGCCAGCGUCGCGGCUCUCCCCGUUGGAGGCCUGCGCCCACGCCUUCUUUGACGAGCUGCGCCAGCCGAACGCGCGGCUGCCCAGCGGACGUGAGCUGCCCCUGCUCUUCAACUUCAGCACCACAGAGCUCUCGAUCCAGCCUCAGCUGAACUCGAUCCUCAUCCCUCCUCACGCUCGCUCGCAUACGGCUGCUUCUGUCCACGAUGGUCCCGGUUCAGAUUCAUCUCACCACAGUUUGCUUCCUGGACCCGUGAACAGCAUGUGAAGGGCAAACCAACGUCUACCUGCAGGCCUCUCUUUCUCAGACACACACACACACACACACACACCCACACACACACACACACACACACACACACACACACACACACACAAGCUCUCUCUCUGCUGCUUUCUGUCCUCUCUAUAAUCUGUCUCUGUACAGCAAAUCUGUUAAGACUGUUAACUCUUUAGCUGCCGGGAUGGAAACGGCAGGAGGUUGUUGUAGACACACACACACACUCACACACACACACCUGGUGUGGUGGAAUGAGGAGGUUCGAUAGUCGGGGCUGGUCCUCUGAAAAGAACGUUUUUAAUCCACGUUUUGUUUUUAUUUAUUUACCAUGUGGUCAAACGUUGAUAUUAUUUUUAAAAUCAGGAUCAUUUUUUAUUCUUACGUGUUUUUAAAACCGCGAUGUUUGGAAAAUCCAACCCAGAGUUUUGGUGUAAAUUAAAACCUCCAAACUAGGAUCAGGUUGGCAGGCGGCAGCAGCAGCCACAGAGAUCCAUUUUAGUCGUGUUUCUUACCUCUUACUUUUGAUUUUAGUUUUAAUUUAGGAUGAAGUGAAUUUGUUGAAAAGUUAGUAUUUACAUGCAGUUGAGAUUUUUGUGUGGUUCGCCGAACAACGGAGAAACACCAGACCAUUGUUCAAUCUGAAACCGCUUUGCAAAAUGACGUCCAGCGACGCCUUUGGCUGUUUCUGACUAAUUUUGUCUUUAAACGCAUCGGAUUUGUCUUGAUUCAGAGUGACACCCGAUUUUUGUGCCGUUAAAACAUCUGUCUGAGCGUGCAAAGACCAAACAGCCUGUGUUUUUUAUUUGAUUUUUUUUCUGAAAAUGGAGUAAGAUGUAGAAAUUAGAUGGUCUGAAUAUGAACCCUGCUGAAUGCCGCUCCACAUCUCAGGUUGUUUCAAUGCCAGAAGAAAGACAGGACUGGUCUGUUGGAGACUUUGCUUUAAAAUGACAGAUUAACAAUGGAGUUUUACAUUAAUUUAGCCUUAAACUAUAUGGAAAACAAGGGAGGAGUAGGGCCUCGCUAAGAAAAUAAAAAAUAAAACAAGAAUAAAUUCAAAAAUACUUUAUUGAUCCCAGAGGGAAAUUAAAUAAGUCAUAAUAUUACGAUUUUAUUCUUGUAUGACUUUAUUCUCACACAAGUUUAUUUUCGUAAUAUCAUAAAUUUAUUCAUAUUAUGAAUUUAUUUUCAUUUUGACUUUAUCUUGUAUUUUUUUUUUGAGUAUGACCCUAAUACUCUGUCGUCAAAUAAAAGUUAAAAUUGAGCUAACUCCUGCCAGUGUGAAAACCUAAACACCGGAUGUUUUUAUUAUCAGGUAGCUUCUGUUGGCGAGUUUAACAACUUUACAACACAAAAAUACUUAUUAACGUUAAAAUUUUCAAGCACUUCUGAUUGGAAACGACUGGCCAUUCUUGCAUUGCUUCGGUGUGGAGUGCGCAGCGUAGUUUCUUAGUUCUGUUUCUCUGCUGUGGCAGAUCAUUAGUGCCCUCCUGUGGUUGAACGUGGUAGCUGCAUGUCACUGCCCAACCUACUGGAUGAAAGAUUAACUUUGCGGUUUCUGUAGAAACCUGAGACGUUUAAAGUCGUCCACCGUUCUCAUUCUGAGCCUCCAAAAUGUUUAUAUCUUUACGUCUAUUAUCAGUUCAGGGUUUUUAUUUGCAUUUUUUUGGUUCAUUUGCUUUUAAAAACGAGCUGCAGCCCCUCAAAAUCGAGCAGCUUUACGAUUGCGAUUUUACUGCGUAUCUGACAGAAGAAAUAAAAGCUUUUAGAGAGAAAAAUAAAUGUAGAAAUCCAGCGAAUGUAAAUCCUUGUGUUUGUGUCUGAGAUUCUUACUGCGGUCCGAACUGUACGGUACCGGUGUUAGUCAGCAGAGCAGAACACGUGAAAGUUUGUAGUGUAGCGUGUUUGAACCAUACGGGCCGCCUGGUGUUUCGCGUCGCUGCCAGCCGGUUUCUAACCGGCAACCUCUGGGUCUGAUGAGGUCACUGCCGCCCACAUCCUGCUUCCUUCCCUGCCCAGCGUUCACUCCGCGCCACCCUUCGUCCCUGCAGGGGGCGCCACCGUUCACGCUCGGAGCUGUCCAGAUUACUGCGGCAAUGAAAAAGCGUGAAAUGAAAACGGAUAAAAUAAAUAAAACCCCUGCAGGGAGGAAAUCAGGCGUGUAGCGCCAAUUUUUCUCCCACAGAAGCCAUUUAUUUCCUUAUUGCACAUGUAAAUAUCACUGAUUUUAUUUCUUUUUAUUAUAGACAGUUGGUUAUACUUGACCUCCCUCAUUCUGUCAACGUCUUAGUUUGUAAAUAGUUUUUUUUGCUUUUGUUUUUUUCUCCACGAUUCAAAAUGUAAAAACUGCAAAUAAGCAUAAAACAACCACUCAUCAUGUUUGCAGAUGAUGUUUUUCUCUCUUUCUGUCGUUUUGUAAAAACUGUGAAGAAUCUCGGCUUUUCUCCUUCUACCAGUCCGAUCCAGGUUUGGUCCGGUCCUGUCUGGUUCUGAUCCAAAAUAUUGUCUUCCUCUAACCAAAAGAGACUGUACUCAGUUUGGAUCUAAAAAGUCAGAUUUAUAAAAAUUGUUUUCUUUUUAAAUUUUUAAAAACUGCGUCCUUUUAAAAAAAAUUAUUUUCCAAACAUUUGAGGAAUUUUCCUUUUUUUUUCUUUUCUUUUUUUUUUUAUCUCCAAAACGAUGAAAUUUGUAUUUUUGGGUUUUUAUUUAAAUGUUCUGGACAUCAUGAAAGAACACAGCGCGGAAAAAGAAAUCCAAGUUGAAUUAUUCUAGAUAAGAAGGAAGAUUCUUCUUCCACAUUUUGUUGAAAAUUUCCCUAAAUAAUCGAAGUGAUGAUGUUUUGAUAUCUGAACUGAACCUGUUUUAAGAAUCAUGAGUCCAUUUUAAAGUCCAUUUUAAAGCGAUGAUCUCAGGACAAUAAAAUAAAGAAAAUUAUUUAUUAUAAAAAGGUUUAGGAUUUCCAAAUAUUAUUCCCUUUCUUACUUUCUAAGUCAGUAAAAUCAGAUUAAGAGUAAAUCAAACAGGCAUUUUCUUCAUGUGUUGCCUUAAUUAUGAUGGUAACUUGUCGCGUUUGUAGAUCAAAAAUAAAUACGUAAUACUACGGCUUUACUAGAAAAAUCUUAAGUUGUGCAUCAACAAAGGGAGAUUUUCUCUGACAUAAAGUCAUAAAUAUUGAAUUUAAAAAUACAAGUUUUUAAAAUAAUAUGAAUUCAAAAAUUGAACAGUUUGAAUUGCCAACAGUUAAGAUCUGGAUAUUUUCCACUUCAGUCUUAAAGCAUUUUUUGCAUUGUUUUUAAUCAGAAAGCUCAGAAAAUUCAUGUAAAAAUAAGACUUUAUAAUGUCAGGGAAUAUCUUAGUUAAAAUAUAGGAAUUUAUGCCUUCAAUUGCAAAAAAGAAAAAUCCUUGGAUCGGAGAAAA
Molecule: messenger RNA, 4912 nt
Organism: Xiphophorus couchianus (Monterrey platyfish)
Lineage: Eukaryota; Metazoa; Chordata; Actinopteri; Cyprinodontiformes; Poeciliidae
Gene: gsk3aa
Product: glycogen synthase kinase 3 alpha a
Exons: 11
Coding region: 170-1486 (438 amino acids)
Biological process (GO): negative regulation of TOR signaling; regulation of microtubule cytoskeleton organization; regulation of neuron projection development
Cellular component (GO): axon; nucleus; cytosol
Molecular function (GO): ATP binding; protein serine/threonine kinase activity
Source: RefSeq, a predicted model, not a curated record